AAGAUGAGCUGAGACCGUACCCUUUUAAUAUAGAGUUCUCUGAAUCGCUGCGGCCAUCAGGGUUUGUUCGGGUUUCGUUGGUGGAGUCAGACCGAGUAACACAUCCUAUUCAUCAAGGCUAUUCUGUAGCCUACGUUAUGUAUUAGCCUGUUUGUUGAACCCGAGGAGGAUUUUUCAGUCGACAUCGCUGUCACAAUUAAUGGCGACAAGGCAACAGGAAACGUGUCCUCAAAAUGUCAAUCUGCGUGAUCUAAUCGGAGUUCCUUCAGUUCUUAUUUUUCGUCAUGGACGAUCUUGGUUCUUUUCUGCAAAACGAAUCGCUUUUUGGGUGAACUACGAUUAUGCCCGGUGUCGCUGACCUGACUCAGCGAUGCUUUGGACUCUUGGAUUUUGUCUUUCAUUUUCACAUGAGCUUCUGCAUAUGCACAUUUUAAACGUUAAAAAGCACUAUACGCAAUGCUAUGGAGUUUAAUGGGGUAAUGAUGUCAGAUUAUUGAGCUCAGAUGGUAGAUGCUGUCCCAUGGAUGUGACUCGACUGGAAUACGUUUCAGGGAUUUAUUACAGGCCGUGCUCGUCUUCCCAACGGAAUCAUUCGUGAUGCCCCGAGGUUUACGGAGACUCGUGCACCUAGUGCUUUUUUGCCCAUUAUCGAAGGGCCUGCAGAGUCGUCUCCCGGCUUUAAAGGUAAAGUACCUGCUGCUGGUCUGGUUGGGGAUUUUGGUGGCCAGUUGGGUCCUCUACAUGCAGUAUGCUUCCUACUCAGAACUCUGCAGAGGCCAUGUCUGCCACAUGGUUAUUUGUGACCACUACAGGAGAGGCAUUAUCUCAGGAUCAUCCUGCAAAGCCCUGUGUGAGGAGAGGAGUCUGACCUUGCAGCGAUGCAUGUCCACAUCCUCUACACACCAGGUGUAUAGUGGUCUUUGGAAGGAGAGGCCUGUUGUGAUAAAGUGUGGCCUGGAAGAGUCUCUGAAGGGAGAUGGGGCUCCCGACUCUUUACUGAGGCAGGAAAUGACCCUAUUUGACAAGCCCACUCGCGGGACCUCCAUGGAUGAGUUCAGAGAGAUGCUGCACAGCUUCCUCAAGUCUACCCUGGGGGAGCAGCCCUCUCUAACCACCCUGGUCGGGCGCGUCAUCACCCUGGCCGACGUGAACAAGGACGGCAAAGUGUCCCUGGCCGAGGCGAAGUCGGUGUGGGCGCUCCUCCAGAUCAAUGAGUUCCUGUUGAUGGUGGCCCUGCAGGAGAAGGAGCACACGCCCAAACUGUUGGGCUUCUGCGGGGAUCUGUACGUGACGGAGCGCGUGGGCCACAGCUCCCUGUACAGACUGGAGAUCCCCAGCUACCUGCAGGCGUUAGUUCCGGAGGCCCUGAGCUCCAGUCUGAAUCAAUGGCUGGCCCCUGCGUGGCCCCGGAGAGCUCGAAUCACCAUUGGACUGCUUGAGUUUGUGGAGGAGGUGUUUCACGGGGCCUAUGGGAGCUUCCUGCUGUGUGACGCCAGCUCGCGCCAUGUGGGCUACAACGUCAAGUAUGACUGCAAAAUGGCCGACCUGCGUAGCGUGGCAUCGGAGGCGGCCAUCCGCACAUUCCUGCGCGGGCGUCGCUGUGAAACCAACGCGGACUGCACCUUUGGGCGCGACUGCACGGCCACGUGUGACCGGCUGGUGAAGCAGUGCAACACCGAGGUGGUCCAGCCCAACCUGGCAAAGGUGUGUGUGCUUCUACAGGACUACCUGCUGUUUGGCGCACCCCCAGACCUCCGUGCAGACCUGGAGAAGCAGCUCCGUACCUGCGUGACGCUCAGCGGCCUGGCCAGCCAGAUGGAGGUUCACCACUCACUGGUCCUCAACAACCUGAAGACCCUGCUGUGGAAGACCAUCUCGAACACACAGUACUCCUGAGAACCACAGAGACACCGGCACCUGGCAGUAGGCCCAAGACAUUCAUUAGGCACUAAACAAUAGAACACUGAAACAGGGAUGGACUUGUGCGAACACAAACUACGUUUUAAGUGUUACCAAAAAAGGUGUUUGCUACAUUAUGCCCUGUUAGCUAUUUCCAUGGAGUGACUGUUCCUCUCCAGGCCAUAACUUAAGCAUGUCUGAACUCUACCCUAAUAAUUUACCCUAAACAUACUUGUACUCAAUGCAGACUGACUGCUGAGGAUGUUACCUCUUACCCUACCUUACAUUGUGGGUCAGUCACUGAACUAGCAAAUUGCCAUCAGAUAACAUUUAAAAUGCAGGCCUCUUAAUAGAUUUUGGGAUGAGGAAAACCGACACUCAGGGCCUUGCCUGUGUAUUGUCAUUUCUAUUCAGUAAUUAACAAAUUUACAAACUAAUCAGGGAACUGCCAUGUAGUGCUCUGAGGAUCUGUUGGGCGUGAUGGUAACAGUAUGUUUGAAAAGCAUGUCCUGUGACCACGGUCCGCUCCCAGGGAAGCUUGAACGAGUGGCGAUGCUGUCCUCAUGGAGAAUUGUGGGUAGACUAACAGUCGGGUCAGAGCCAGGACAAAGACUAAGCCAAACAGUGGCCAUUUCUUUUAAAAGCAACAUUGAAGUGGAACCCUUAAGGCGGUUCUGAUGCCAUGGCUGCGUAGAACAUCCCUUUAGAUCUCGUUCGACUAGAUCCAUGUUCACCACAUUACCAUCCAUCUCAGUCACUAAGCCCUGGUAAUGUGGUUAGCUAGUGUAUAAUUCUAACGAA
Esox lucius (northern pike) is the source of this 2700-nucleotide messenger RNA. RefSeq names its product divergent protein kinase domain 1B (gene dipk1b). The transcript is spliced from 7 exons. The coding region runs from base 511 to 1896 and encodes 461 amino acids. The record is from RefSeq and is a predicted model, not a curated record. Lineage: Eukaryota; Metazoa; Chordata; Actinopteri; Esociformes; Esocidae.